GAUCGAGGACCGCUUGGCUUCGAGGUUGCUUGCUCGUUUCCCUUUUCCCUGCCCGCGACUGCAAUCCUCGCCCCAAGGGAGGACAGAUCGCAUCUUCUUCCGCUGCCUCCGUUUUUUUUUCUUUUUCCUUUUCAAGCAUUAUCUACGCGUCUGCCGCCAUGUACCCCAGCGGCCAGCGCGACCGCGACUCUCGCGGCGACUAUCGCAGCCGCAGCCCACAUGCGCGCCGCUCCGACGACCACCACAGCCACCACAGGGAUGGCGACUAUCGACGGUCGAGGAAGGAUUCGCCGGAUCCUCCAAGAGACUUGAACUACGACGACAACGACGACGGUGCUGACGAUUACCGCGGACACGACCGCGACCACUAUCGCAUGCCUAGGGAAGGUCACUACGCCGGCAAUAAAGCGACCAGCAGUCGACGGAACGAUGGAUCUGGUCGACAUUAUGUUCGAGAUCCUGGGCCUGUGCCUGGCCUACAUCGUGGUGUACGUCCACUUUCGGCUCCUGAUGCUUCUCCCCCAGGUCAGGAGAAUGGCGACCGCCAUGGCCUUGAUGUCUUUGACACUUCGACUUAUGCGGGCCGUGGCGAUGCACAUCACGGACUGGACCGAGGCGCCGCUGCCGCAAGCCAUGCGGGUCAUCCUCCUCUUCGGGACUCUGGCGGAAAUAGGAGCUCCGGCGCUAGUCACCGGGGGGUUGGCAAUUAUCAUGAUCGACACCAUUUCUCUCGCCGACGUCUAGAAGGCUCGGGCCGCGCCGUAGUCCUAGACGGCCUGCCCGAGGAUGCCACCGAGCGUGACGUUCUCUACGGCCUCGACUACGUCACCCGAGACCGCCACUUCUCGAGCGAUUUGGUGAGGAUCGCUCGGGUCCGCUACGACCAUGAUGGCCGGCGCAUCGCCUUCGUCGAGUUCCACCGGCGAUCGGAUGCUGAGCAUUUCUAUGACCGAUACUACCCCGAAAUUUCUUUCCCUCUUGAGCAUUCCCGCGGCCUCGACUCCGAGCCUGUCACCGUGGGAGUCAGCUUCCCGAACAACGACGAGACCCAUUCAUCCCGUGAGUCGCGGAGAGACGACGACGGCUGGGACUGCAUCCAGUGCGGCGCAAUGAACUACCCCCACCGAGCCGUUUGUUACAAAUGCAAAGCGGAGCGUCCUGAUGACCACGACGCUUCCGGUCCUUUUCUCACAGGCGAGACAGACGAGUGUCCCCAGCAGACGCCGUCUCAAUAUGUCGUGGUCCGAGAUCUCGAAGGAUCUGUCACCGAGGAGGUCCUCGCCAAAGGCGUCAUGAAGCUGUUUGUCGAAAACCCCGAGCCCGCCAAGGAGGCUCCGACCACCACGAACAAACUAAAAUCGACCGCGCCAACCAACAGCACGGCUGGACUCGGAGCGAAGCCUGGCUCCCUCCGCCGCGUGUUCCUCAUGCGCGACCGCAAGACUAACGAGUCAUGGAGGUAUGGCUUCGCCGAGUUCGCCACCGUCGACGACGCGAGGGCUGCUGUUGCCAAGUUCCGCGCGUCCACAAAAUUUACCAUCGCGUCCAAACCUGUCGUGGUCGCUUUCAUCCACACCGGCGUCUUCGUUCCCGCCUUCGACGCCCCUGCGACCGAGAACCAAGAAUUCUCCUUCACCCCGAUCUACAAUCCUGCCGUGCGCGUCAAAUACUGGGAUGAGCGUGCCUACCCCAGCGCCCACGUCGUUUCCACCGACCCCCUCCCCGGCGCGCCGAGCCCCGAUAAACCGGUCGGAGACGGCGAGGCCGCCAAGCCCGGAGCAAAGCCUUCAAAGAAGGCCAAGAGCACCAAAGAGUCGGCCACGGCCCCCAAGAUUGCCAUGAUACCCCAGAUGCAGCUGUGGGCCAAGGCGUCGGCAGAGCUCCACGGUGCCCAACCGGCGGCAGACGAGAACGUGCCAUCCGUACAAGAGCCCGACGAGGUCAGGCCUGGCGCUGCCCGCCCUGCACGCGCUGCUUCCCGCGAGGUCGAAGAAGCCCAAGAGGAUGGCCCGGUCGCCGCCCAAUGGGGCGACCAGUACCUAUCGUACGCCGACUGGGACGCUCUGACCUGUCUCGCCUGCGGCUGGGAGGCGCCGAGCCAAGCGCACAUCGACGAGCGCGGCUGGCCGCAAUCGCGGAGCGACCUGCUGAUCGAGCACGAGGGCCGCGCGCACGAUUUCUUCCGCGACGACACCGAGGCCAAGUCCAAAGCCGUCGCCGCGCUCACUGCCCUCGGCAGGGAUCCGCGCCUCGUCGUCCGCCGUACCCCGCGCCUCAAGUCAGACCGCCUCCCCGUCUACAAAUCGUACGCCGACUUCGACCGCCUGCGCUGCGUCCUCUGCCGGCGCGUCUUCAAGCACGUGCGCCUCCUCUGGCUGCACGAGCAACAGAGCGCGCUGCACAAGCGCAUGCUGGCUGACCCGCAGAACCGUGCGCGCGCGGCCGCCGAGUUCAAAAAGGCGGGCGCCAAAAUGCGCGUGCUCGAGCCCGACCCGGCGUUCCGCCGCCGCUGGGAGGCACAGCGCGCCCGCGUCGUCGCCCAACAGGGACAGCCGCAAGCGCAACUGUACCGCGACCGCGCCCUCGAGAGGCGGAAGGCCUUCGGCCAGCCGAAACAGCCGGCCACCACCUCCACCACCACCGGCGCUGCUGCUACUGCCGCUGGUACCACCACCACUACUACCACCACAGCCCCGGCCAAGCGCAAAGACGCACCGCGCGAGGAGGCAGAGGCGGAGAAGGAGCAGCAGCAGCAGCGGGCGGCCAAGAAGUCCAAGGGCGCCGACAUGCUGGCCAAGAUGGGCUGGACCGAGGGCGCCGGCCUGGGCGCCGAGGGCGCCGGCCGCACCGAGGCCAUCGCCACCGAGGUCUACGCGCCCGGCGUCGGCCUCGGCGCCGAGGGCGGCAGGCUCGGCGACGCCGCCGAGGAGGCCGCCCGCAACACCCGCGGCGGGUUCGCCGCGUUCGUCGAGAAGACUAGGGAGCGCGCCAGGGAGCGGUUUGAGAAGAUGGCUGGUUCGUGAGCAGCUUUCGGCUUCGGGUGGGCAUGGGAUGG
This is a messenger RNA of Thermothielavioides terrestris NRRL 8126, 3055 nucleotides long. RefSeq lists its product as uncharacterized. NCBI's taxonomy places the organism in Eukaryota, Fungi, Ascomycota, Sordariomycetes, Sordariales, Chaetomiaceae. The transcript has 5 exons. Gene Ontology annotation, biological process: mRNA splicing, via spliceosome. The record is from RefSeq and is a predicted model, not a curated record. Gene Ontology annotation, cellular component: nucleus. Gene Ontology annotation, molecular function: RNA binding. The coding region runs from base 159 to 3023 and encodes 954 amino acids.